CAGCAACUCCCUACGCCAUAGUCUGUCAAUUCGUGUUAGCAAGAGAAUCAUCGCAUAGUUUCCAGCAUGUCUUCCAAUACCUAUCUCAUCACCGGAGCCAAUCGUGGCAUUGGAAAGGGUUUGACUGCAGCGCUUCUGCAAAGGCCCAAUACAACCGUCAUAGCUGGUGUGAGAGACACGACCGCCUCGGCACCCAUCCUAAGCAGCCUCCCCACCGCAGCUGGGUCCAAAGUCAUCAUCGUCAAGAUCGACUCGCAGUCUGAAACAGACGCCAAAGAGGCAGUCUCGCGACUCAAUUCAGAGCACGGCAUCACGUCCUUCGACGUCGUCAUCGCCAAUGCCGGCGUCGCCCAUUCUGGCACCUCAAUCGCGCAGACCACAACCAAGAGUCUCCGCGACCACUUCGACACGAACGCGAUCGGCCCUUUGUUGCUGUUUCAGGCUGUAAAGCCGCUUCUACAAGCAAGUCAAAGCGGGAAGCCUGUCUUCUUAGCAAUGUCAACUGUUGUCGGCAGCAUUGGCGGCCAAGAAGCAUUUGCGGGGCUUCCGCCCGUACUCAGCCCCUACGGCGCCAGCAAAGCAGCGCUCAAUUGGAUAGUGCGACGAUUACACUACGAAGAGACCUGGCUCACAGCAUACGUGACGCAUCCUGGCUUGGUUCUGACGGACAUGGGCUCCGGCAUGUUUGGCACUCCGGAGCAGUCUGUUGCCAUGGGUGCGAUUACUGUUGACAUCAGCGUUGCUGGGAUCUUGAAGACGCUCGAUUCGGCUUCUAGGGGUAUUGGAGGAAGCUUCCAGAACUAUGAUGGUACGACACUUCCGUGGUAAUUCUUCAAGCUCAUCAAAGGAAAUGCCCACACCCAUAGCCAGGCUUUAUGUCUUAUGAAUGAU
Messenger RNA from Didymella exigua CBS 183.55, 891 nucleotides. Its product is annotated as aflatoxin biosynthesis ketoreductase nor-1. The transcript has a single exon. NCBI's taxonomy places the organism in Eukaryota, Fungi, Ascomycota, Dothideomycetes, Pleosporales, Didymellaceae. The record is from RefSeq and is a predicted model, not a curated record. Bases 67 to 828 code for a protein of 253 amino acids.